UGUCAUUCAAUGAAAUCUCCUUGAAUUAACAUUGAAAUUUCACGUCAGUUCAUAGUCCAAAGUCUCUUGUCUUCCUCUCAAAGACCAAAAAAACACCUUCUCUCUCUAUCUUCAUUCAUUCCUCACUUAUUAAUAAAUUAGUUAGCAUUCAAUUAAAGCUUUUACAUGUAAAUAUUUUAAUUUUUUUGUUGUUUUGUUGGGUUUUUGAAUUUGGUGAGCUAAUGCAAAUAAAAUGUUAAUGGAGUUGCAGAAAAUCCCACCUAAUACAGUACCCAUUUACUCAAAUCUUCAAACUUUAUAAGAAAGUUUGAUUCUUUGUCAUCCAUAAGAAAACCCAGUUCUUCAAAACCAAUAAAAAUGUCAGCUUUAGAAAUACCCCACAACUUGGAUUUAGAACAGGGCAGUGAUGGAACAUGUUUUUCUGAUGCAGAAGAUGACGGGUCUUGUUAUUCUCAAUUCUAUUCAACUACAGCUGAUGAUUAUAGUUUCUCUUGUGUGUCUGAUCUUGAGAUUCUAGACAAUGGCGUUGGUUAUGAUUCGAGAAGAGUUUCAUCAGUGUCUGAUUGCUCUGUGGAGAUUGAAACUGGUGUGUCUGAAAUUAAACUGCAUUUGGGUGUUGUUGAGAGAAUUUGUAGGAUUUGUCAUUUGGGUUUAGAGAGUAAUAGCCAUGAAUCCGGUAUUCCUAUUCAAUUGGGUUGUUCUUGUAAGGAUGAUUUAGGUGCUGCUCAUAAACAAUGUGCUGAAGCUUGGUUCAAAAUCAAAGGAAACAAGACUUGUGAGAUAUGUAAUUCAAUUGCUCGUAAUGUUGUUGGAAUACAUGAGAAUGAAACAAUAGAGCAAUCAAAUGAGGCAAGUAAUGCUGUAACAGCAGCUGCAGUCUCAGCUUCAGUACCCCAUUCAGAGACACGAAGCCUCUGGCGCGGCCACCGCUUUCUUAAUUUUCUACUUGCUUGCAUGGUAUUUGCAUUUGUCUUAUCAUGGCUCUUUCACUUUAAUGUUCCCUCAUCAUAAAUGUAAAAAACAUUUUCAUUGAAUAUUAAGAGGCCGCCUCCUCUAAACCCUAAAUCCUCUGCAAACGAGCAAAGAAGAAGAAGAAAAAAAAAGAUAGUUAGAGACAAUGAUGUCAAGUAACAAGUAUAUAAGUAGUCAUUUACAUAUUUGUUCUCAGUUACUACAACAUCGAAAGCUUAUCAUAUAUCUACAGAUGCACACUCGUUAUUGUCAUUGUCCGAAGUUGUUUAUGGACUAGUACUAGCUUAGAGAUCAACUGUUUGACUCAAUUUACUACUAAAGCUUUGUUUUCCUUCAAAAUUACUAUUAAUUAUAAGUACUUGGACGUUGGAUUUGA
This is a messenger RNA of Mercurialis annua (annual mercury), 1348 nucleotides long. RefSeq lists its product as uncharacterized. The coding region runs from base 358 to 1011 and encodes 217 amino acids. NCBI's taxonomy places the organism in Eukaryota, Viridiplantae, Streptophyta, Magnoliopsida, Malpighiales, Euphorbiaceae. The transcript is spliced from 2 exons. The record is from RefSeq and is a predicted model, not a curated record. Gene Ontology annotation, molecular function: zinc ion binding.